GUUAACCAUGUCUUAUCUCUGCCUACCACUUGCCACCACUCAAUUUUUACAACCCCCACCCAGCCACCUAUAAAAACACAACUUCAUUUCAUUACUUGUGUGUAUAUGUAUAUAUAAUUCAACAUCAGUCUUAACAAGAGAGAGAGAGAGAGAGAGAGAAAAAGAAGAUCAAAAGGGAGAAAAGAAAAGAAGAGAAAAGCUUUUGGUUUAUGGCAAUUGCAGCUGCAAACAUGAGCAAUAACAGUAGUGAAGAUAAUAACAGAAACAACAACGAGGAAGAGGGUAGUGGAGAUCAUCAGGUGGUGGAUGACGAUGAUCACCACGAGCAAGAUAUGGUGAUGCCUGGAUUCCGUUUUCAUCCUACUGAAGAAGAACUAGUGGAAUUCUACCUUCGCCGUAAGGUUGAGGGAAAGAGAUUCAACGUUGAACUUAUCACUUUUCUUGAUCUCUAUCGCUAUGACCCUUGGGAGCUUCCUGCUUUAGCAGCAAUUGCGGAGAGAGAAUGGUUCUUCUACGUGCCAAGAGACAGAAAGUACAGAAAUGGCGAUCGCCCAAAUCGGGUUACAACUUCAUGAUAUUGGAAAGCUACAGGAGCGGACAGGAUGAUUCGGACUGAAACUUCCCGUCCAAUCGGCUUGAAGAAAACCCUAGUUUUCUACUCCGGCAAAGCCCCUAGUAUCCGUACUAGCUGGAUCAUGAACGAGUAUCGAUUGCCUCACCAUGACACUGAACUUUUUCAAUUACAGGCUGAAAUUUCUCUUUGCCGAGUUUAUAAACGAGCCGGGGUCGAAGAUCAUCCGUCUCUCCCUCGCUACCUUUCGACGACAAGAGCUUCUUCUUCGAGAUCAACAUCGUUCCAACACGAUAAAAAGUAUUCUAAUAAUUCUUCUCAUCAAUCUCAGAAAUUGAUUACUAAUACGACAAUUGAUCAAAUUGGAGAUAAUGUCUUCGCCACCACUACUCUUAACGUUCCGAAACACAGUAUUUAUCGACCAAUCGUGGUCCCGAUAAGCACUUCUCGUGGGUUAUCGUCUUCAAUCGAUGCAGGAAAUCACGAGCAUCAUGAAGUAGCUGCAACCAUGUUUCUUAACCAAUCAAAUACAGUAGUGGAUGAUCUCCAUAGACUAGUCAACUACCAGCAAUCAGCUGCUGCGGCUUCCAUGAAUCAAUUCUAUGAUGAUCAUCACCAAAAUCAUCAGCAUCAGCAUCAGCAGCAACAGCAGCAGCAGCAGCAGCAGCAGCAGCAGCAGCAGAAUUCACAAUUUCCACCAUUGAUUCCUCAGACACAAGCACUGCCGAUCACGAUGAUGCAAGGCUCAUUGGCACCGGCAACAGCCUUCUCGGACAGACUCUGGGAGUGGAAUCCAAUCCCGGAAGCCAAUAGAGACUACACCAAUCCCUUCAAGUAAUUGAUCAAUUAAAUACAUAUAUAUAUAUAUAUAUUAAUUUAGUAGUUAGAUCUGUAGUAGUUAUAUUUUUCUGCAUGGUUACUACUGAUUUUAGUUUUUGGCAGCUGCUUGUUAUCUGUCUACUCUAAUGUUGUUAACUAGCAUAUUCAAAUAUAUAU
Molecule: messenger RNA, 1567 nt
Organism: Carica papaya (papaya)
Lineage: Eukaryota; Viridiplantae; Streptophyta; Magnoliopsida; Brassicales; Caricaceae
Source: RefSeq, a predicted model, not a curated record